Molecule: messenger RNA, 615 nt
Organism: Haemonchus placei
Lineage: Eukaryota; Metazoa; Nematoda; Chromadorea; Rhabditida; Trichostrongylidae
Source: the annotation of a GenBank genome assembly
AUGAUGUUAUUGUGUUGCAAGGCGAAAGUGCUCAUGCAGGGUGGCUCAGUUGCGAUAGACAGGGUUGAUGCUGCUAUUGCUGCACGCCCCCAUGUUAUUGAUGGCAAAACUGUUAAUCCUGAGCGAGCCAUGCCUACGGACAAGGACCGUGACACACCAUAUGUGUCCACCAAGCGUCUGUACGUAAGUGGGGUUCGUGAGGAUCACACGGAACAGAUGUUCACUGAAUACUUUAUAAUGUAUGGAAAUGUCGUGAAGGCUCAAAAACCUCGUGACCGCGUGUACCUCAUGGGUCGAUCUCGUGGUGAUGCUCCUGGAGGAUGGCCAGGGGAUUGGGGUGAACAAGUUACGGUGGACCUCGAGGAAGUGGUUAUGGACAACAAAGUUAUGAUGGAUAUGGACAGCGACAAGGAUGGGGCCAGCAAGCCGGAGUAUGGACUGGUCAGCCGUGUGGUCACCAGCAAUGGGCAAGCGCUCAAGGUUGCGGCAGAUACUGGUCUACUGAUUGCCGGACUGUCUGUGUCCGUUUUGUGGGUUUCCCAUCCAGUGUUUGAUCUCCUGCUCGUUGUUCUCAUUCUUACUUUCUGCGUUAUAUGCUCAUGUUCUGGUACUUGA